AUGACUCCGCCGCGCCGAUCAACGGAGAGCGCUCCCACUCCGCUGGCUCCGCGAGAUCGGCGGGAGGCGGCGGCGGCGGCGGAGGCGGCGGAGGCGGCGGCGGGCAUGACGCCACGCGGGGGGGUGUCUUGGUACGGCAUCCGCGGGAGGCUGAUGGGGGCGGUGAAGCAGGUGCUGCACGCUGCACUGCACGAGCUGGGCUUCGUGCUCUCGCACAAGAACCGCAUGGCCUACGUCAAACAGGAGCUACACCACACGCCUCUGCACCUGCUACGAGCCUCAGUGCACGCGAGAGAACGAUACAUGACAGAGACAGGGCGGCGGGAGGCCAAGGUAUGGCCCAUAUGCAAGGCGCAGGCGUGCAUGUUUCUAGACGAGCUGAAGGUGCCUGUGCCUGCUGCUCUCCUGCUUCCGUCCGAAGGCGGCAGCUGGGUAGCCCCUGUUGGGUGGGGUGAUCCGAGGCGUGUGAGAAAGAGGAUCAGGGGGAGGAGGAGUCGGGCUGCGGAGAGAAGGGCACGUGGGACGGGGGGAGUGGGGGACGGGACGGGGGGGAGUGGGGGGGGUGGGGAGGGAUUAGAGAGUAGGGGAGAGGAGGAGGAGGAGGAGGAGGAGGAGGAGGAGGAGGAGGAGGAGGAGGAGGAGGAGGAGGAGGAGGAGGAGGAGGAGGAGGAGGAGGAGGAGGAGGAGGAGGCGGUGGAGGAGGAGGUGGAGGAGGAAGAGGAAGAGGAAGAGGAAGAGGAGGAGGAAGAGGAGGAAGAGGAAGAGGAGGAGGAAGAGGAAGAGGAGGAGGAAGAGGAAGAGAAGGAGGAAGAGGAGGAGGAAGAGGAAGAGGAAGUAAAGGAGGGAGACGAAGAGGAGGUGGUGGAGUUUCCACUGCGUGAGAGAAGGGAUGCGAGGAGGAAAGGCCGGCAGCAGCAGACGGGUGUUGCAAAUUCAGAGAAUCCAGAGGGCUUACCUUCUUCCAGAGGACGUGCCGCUUGGAAGGAGGGGAGGGAGAGAGGUGCGGAUGGAAAGGAAGAGAUGGAGGAGGCACAGGAGGAAGAGGAGGGAGAGGAGGGAGAAGAGGGAGAGGGGGAGGGGAACGAAGAGAUUGGACAGAUGGGUUUGGGAAGGGGUGUGAAGAGGAGGAACAAGCAGCUAAAGGGGCGUGAAGGGCAUGGCAAGGGGCGCUUUGCUGGGAAGAUUUCAGAAGGGAAAGGUAGGGAUGGUAGAGAGGAGGUGGACGAAGAGGCAGGAACAAAAUGUCUUACGAAGGAUGUUAGGAGGGCGAAGAGGAUUAGGAGGGCUGAGGAGGCAACAGGGGGUGUGAGCAGCGUCGGUAGGGAGGUUGGUGGUGGUACUGAUCAGCGUGGUGCCACUGAUGAUGAGGUUCGGCAUGGAGGCAUGGCCGCUGGCAUGGAUCACAUGUCUACUCCAACCAUCCCCACCAUCCCCACCAUCCCCACCGCCCCUCACAUGCUUCCUCCCCCAUACGCCCCCCGCCCUCCACCAACCCACAGCGUACCCCCCAACACUCCGCCUCUCCCACACAUGCCCGGUGUAUCCACCCCACUCCAGCUCUCCGUCCCACCCCCACCCCCCACUGGCUCCUGUGUGCUCCUGCUGAGGCACGCUCGAAGCAACGUGGCUGCUAUUGUGGAGGGAGCAAAGGCGAGUAUGGCUGCGAUGGUGGAGCCUCUGACUGCGGAAGAGGAGAAGCAACGGGAGGAGCAUGCGAGGGAGCUGUGGGCUAUAGUUGACUGGGUGAAGGGGAAGACGCACAGGUUGGUGGAAGAUAUGAAAGAGCAGAUGGAGGAGGAGUUGAGGAAGUUCAUGGAAAUUGCGCGGGAAAAGGUGAGGAGGAGUAUAGAAAGGCGAGCGGCUAUACGCAACAGCCGUGCUGCUGCUGCUGCUGCUGCUGCUGCUGCUGCUGCUGCUGCUGCUGCUGCUGCUGCUGCUGCUGCUGCUGCUGCUGCUGCUGCUGCUGCUGCUGCUGCUGCUGCUGCUGCUGCUGGUGCUGGUGCUGCUGGUGCUGCUGUUGCUGCUGGUGAUGGUGGUGGUGGUGAUGGUGGUGGUGGUGGUGGUGGUGGUGGUGGUGGUGGUGAUGGUGCGGGUGAUGGUGGUGGUGAUGGUGGUGGUGGUUCUGGAGCUGGUGGUGCUGGUGGUGGUGAUGGUGAUGUUGUUGGUGGUGGUGGUGGUGGUGGUGGUGGUGGUGGUGGUGGUGGUGGUGGUGGUGGUGGUGGUGGUGGUGGUGGUGGUGGUGGUGGUGGUGGUGGUGGUGGUGGUGGUGGUGGUGGUGGUGGUGGUGGUGGUGGUGGUGGUGGUGGUGGUGGUGGUGGUGGUGGUGGUGGUGGUGGUGGUGGUGGUGGUGGUGGUGGUGGUUCGGGUGGUGGUGUUGGUGAUGUUGCUGGUGGUGCAGGUGGUGAAGGUGCUGCUGGUGCGGGUGGUGCUGGUGGUGCAGGUGGUGAUGUUGCUGGUGGUGGUGGUGGUGGUGAUGAUGUUGCUGCUGCUGGUGGUGGUGAUGGUAGUGGCAGUGGUAGUGCUGCUGCUGAUGGUCAUGUUAGUGGUGAUGGUAGUGGUGGUGGUGGUGGUGCUAGUGGUAUAUCCGGUCUGGCCUUCAACUAA
Molecule: messenger RNA, 2604 nt
Organism: Closterium sp. NIES-65
Lineage: Eukaryota; Viridiplantae; Streptophyta; Zygnematophyceae; Desmidiales; Closteriaceae
Source: the annotation of a GenBank genome assembly